Dendrobium catenatum is the source of this 1723-nucleotide messenger RNA. RefSeq names its product BEL1-like homeodomain protein 9. Gene Ontology annotation, biological process: regulation of transcription by RNA polymerase II. The transcript has 4 exons. The coding region runs from base 261 to 1625 and encodes 454 amino acids. The record is from RefSeq and is a predicted model, not a curated record. Gene Ontology annotation, molecular function: DNA-binding transcription factor activity, RNA polymerase II-specific; RNA polymerase II cis-regulatory region sequence-specific DNA binding. NCBI's taxonomy places the organism in Eukaryota, Viridiplantae, Streptophyta, Magnoliopsida, Asparagales, Orchidaceae.
CCGUCCACCGGGGCCUCCCGGUUCCCCCGGUCUCUCUCUCUAUCUCUUAUCAUAACCUUGGACUUCAACUUCACUUUAACCCACCUCUCUCUUCUCUCUCUCUCUCUAAGGUGAUCCCACAGACGCAUACAGAGAGCGAGAGAGAAAGAGCAGCUGGAUCUCUGUACCGUCUCCCCCCUCCUUUCGCUUUCUCACUCCACUUGAGAGAAUAAAGGGGGGGAAAAUAAAUCAGCUUUCACAGUUUAAUUAAUUAAAAAAAAAUGUCAUCUUCUGAUGAUCCAUUCCUUCUCCACCACCAUAACCUCCUCUAUCACGUUCCUCAACACAGCAGGAGAGAAAAACUCCGCUUCCAGACCGACAGCUCCUCCCUUCCCAACCCUAUGGCCCACUUCACCGCCGGAACCGGCUUACUUCAGAUCCAGCCGCCGCAAGGCAGCUUCUCUCUAACGCUAUCUCCGGCUGCCGCGCUUCUUCCGCUCGGUCCGUUCACGGGUUACGCCGCCGUUCUGAACCGGUCCAGGUUUUUGGACCCCGCUCGCCAGCUUUUGGAGGAGGUUUGCGAGGUUGCUGGAGGCGAACCGCUCGCCGGAGAUCCCCCGGAAGUUAUGUCGCUGGAUUAUGAGGUGGGGCCGGACGACCAACAGUGGAAGAAAGCAAGGCUUAUAUCCAUGAUUGAUGAGGUCUGUAGAAGGUAUAGGAUAUAUUAUCAGCAGGUGCAAAAUGUUAUCACAUCAUUUGAAAUGGUAGCCGGGUUGCGUACUGCUGCCCCUUAUGUUUCUCUGGCACUCAAUUCCAUGUCUAAGCACUUCAGGUGUUUGAAGAAUAUGAUGACUAAUCAACUUAGUCUUACCAACAAGGAUUCAGGGAAGGAAGGCUUUAGUCGAACGGAGAUCUCUGGCUUUGGUAUGUGUUUACAACAAGAUGGGAACAACCUUGAUUCUUAUAGGCAGCCACAUGCUUGGCGUCCGCAAAGGGGACUCCCUGAGCGCGCCAUAGCCGUACUUCGGGCAUGGCUAUUUGAACACUUCUUGCACCCGUAUCCCACAGAUGUGGACAAACAAAUGCUUGCCAAGCAAGCAGGUUUGACAAGAAACCAGGUCUCUAACUGGUUUAUUAAUGCAAGAGUUAGACUAUGGAAACCAAUGGUUGAAGAAAUACACAACCUUGAGAUGAGGCAACAGCAGAAAACAGUAGUACCUAAUAAUAAAAACCAAAUUUCUCACAACAAGCAAGCUUCAAAACCUUCUUCAUCCACAGCAACUUCCUCAAGUACCCAACCACCUCAAAACAGCUUCAUUCAAAGGAACCAAAACCCCCCUUCUUCAAGAUCCUUGAACAAUGAACUUGAUUACAUCGCACAUCACAUUGAAGAACCAUACAAGUAUGCUUACAAUGAUUUCUCUAGUCAAGAUGUCGGAAGGAACACUGGCAGUACUGUUUCUCUUACGCUUGGUCUUCAUCAGAACAGUGGCGUUCGCUUGCCUGAGCCACUUCCUUUGAAUGUCGCUCGGAGAUUCGGCCUUGAAGAUUGCAAUGAUGCGUAUGUUGUUGGUGCAUUUGAGGGUCAAGAUAGGCGAUUUGGGAAGGAUAUUGGUGGCCAUCUGCUUCAUGAUUUUGUUGGUUGAUGAAACUGUAUGGAACUUCUUGUUAGAUUAUUUGAACAUAUGAGCUCUGUUGAUCAAUCCAUCUCUUAUUAUAUUCGAUGUGAUUAACUCUUCUUGUU